Messenger RNA from Owenia fusiformis, 4400 nucleotides. The record is from the annotation of a GenBank genome assembly. Lineage: Eukaryota; Metazoa; Annelida; Polychaeta; Sabellida; Oweniidae.
AAAAACCUGACCAUCAACUUGGUGAAAUAACAGAAACUGUUGAUUAUACCAAGCCACUGGAAAAGUCACAAAAGGGAAAUAACCAACCAAAGAAAACUGUGAAGUUCAGUGAUGAUCUAAGUGAAGGGGAUAUUCUAAUAAAGGACCCAACCUCAGAAUCAAAUCAGCUUCAAUCCAAAGUUGUAACACAGAGUGUUCAUGGAGUAUUGAAAGAAUACAGUAAAGAAGAUUUACACAUGACCAGGAUACUGCCAAUACAGAACUACCCAUAGACUUGUACACACAGUUAGAGAGGUCUGAUUCCCCAACCAACAGUGACACAUCAACUUUUGAUGCCGAUCUAGAUGAAAAUCUUAAAUUUAAAUUAGCGCUCAAAAGAGGUAGCGUUCAAGUUAGAGCCAAAGCAAAACUCCAAAAGGCUGACCAUCAUAUCGGUGACAGUGAUAGCGACUUUACUGAGACUGAGACAGAUAUUGAUGAUCCUGAAUCAGUUACUAAACAUGGGCAAGAUGAACAUUCAGCUCCAUUAGUAGAUAUAACUGAAGGCGAAGAUCGGCAAAUAUUGAGUUCUAACAAAUCAAAAGAACUUGAACAUACAACGCAUGGUAUCAUACACUUAAGAGACACUGAAACCCAGCCACAGCCAGGAAAGAGAAAUAACCAACGAAAGAAAAGUGUAAAGUUCAUUGAAGAUCUUAGUGAAGUGGAUGAUUCAAUAAAGGAGCCAACCUCAGAAUCCAAUCAGCGUCAGUCUAAAGUUGUAACACAGAGUGUGAAUGGAAUAAAAGUGAAAAAGAAAGAUUAUACAGCAAUCAAUGACCUUAAAGCAGGGGAAGAGAUAGACAUUGAAGCUGAUGCUCAGCGUGAUAAAAUCCCAACCCCUCCUGCUGGAAAACCAAAGAAACAAUUAAUUAGGAAAUCUAAGUAUUCCUCAAACAAAAACACAGAGAAACCAUUAAAACAAGAGAAGGGGAGAGAAAAUUCAUUGAAUAAAAGAAGUUCAAAAUCAGUCGAAGAGGAUUUAAGCAGUGACCAGGACGCUGAAACUACAGAGAUCCCCAUAGUCUCUUACCCGCAGUUAGGGAGACCUGAUUCUCCAACCACUAGUGAAACAUCAACCUUAGAUAGUGAUAUAGAAGAUAGUCUUAAAUUCAAAUUAGCACUCAAAAGAGGUAGUGUCCAACAUAGAUUACUACGCAAACCUAAACUCCAAAAGGCUUCCCCGUUGAAAAUCAAAGAAGUUGUCAUCAAGGAUAGAUUUCUCUCUGACGAGGAUUUUGGUGUUAAAUCAUCUGAUGAACAAUCUGAAAAAUCCAUUGAACAAUCUAUAGAAAAGAAACAAUCAAAACCAAGUGUCACAGAGAACGACAAAACUACAGAAUUCAAAAUGUCUGCCAGAUCAAGAAGUGCUUCCCCAUCAGGUAGAUCAAAAUCAAAGGACCCCAGUCCUCCAGUAGACUUACCACCUGAUGUAAUGACAGAGAAUAUUCCUAUCAUCGCAAAAUAUGAUACACCAGGGGGCCCUACAGGAGACCCCUUAGAAGAAGUUGCACAACAUUUGUUUAACAAGAUGAAUACAGCAAAUGAUGGCAAAUUGACACCCAAAGAAGUUGAAAUGUUCUUCAAGUGUCCCUCAAUGAAAGCAAUGUCCAAACAGGAUACAAAGAAACUUAGAAGUUUCAUAAAAUGGAAGAAAAAGUCCAUCCCUGUAGAGAACCUAGUUCCACUAGCAAGAGAGCUUAUGAGACUGCAAUAUAACAUACCAGGUGCUGUGGAAAUACUCUCUAAUGAAGAGGGUGAACUCUGUCAUUGGGUAGAAGUCCACCUCGGCAAACAUACCUUCUAUUUCAACAAACAGACAACAGAUGCUACGUACAAGAUGCCAGAGGAAUAUUUCUCCAGUCUUGAUACUACAUUAUUCUAUGAUGGGGUGCUGCAUCUUCUUAGGCUGGAACUGGAGGGCUCAGAAGAUGACAUGGAACUCCCCUUUGAAGAGUUGAUACGCAUGAUCCAAGGGGGACUGACCCUCUCUGACAAGGACCUGAAAGCCAUCCUGAAACAGUGCAAGAAAACUAAAGAAAACUCGAUGGCUCCUAAAGAAUUCAUCCCCUUUGUGAGAAGACAAAUCAUGGAAGCGUAUGAGAAUAAAAAAGCUAUGCCAACUGACUGGUGCCCCAUGGUUUCCCCACGAUAUGGGACAUUCUUCUACAACAAGAAGACGGGGCAGGUAUCCCAGAAUACACCCGAAGAACUGUUGAAACACCAUCAUUCAAUGGUCGACAGAAAGGAAACCAUAGCUGCUGGAUUAAAGAAAGCCUUAGAAGAAAAGGCUGAAGUUAUUGAAGAAUUGGAAAAUGAAAGGAAACUGAAACAGGAGCUGGAGGAAACCCUAGAAGACAUGCAGCUUCAAGCCAACAAGUUGAAUCGUGACAUGAACAAAAGUAAUUCCUCGCUGGAGAAGUCUCGCCAGGAGGGGCAGAAGAAAGAUGUCAACAUAGAGAAGUUAGAACGAGAUAAGACUGUCAUGGAACAGAAAAUCAAAGAUCUCGAGAUAAGAGCUAGUGAAGCAGAUAAGCUGGACAGAGAGGUUGAUAAAGUGAGAGGGCAGCUUGAUGCCAGUCAGCAGAACACAAGAGAGAGGGAUCAUGAGAUUCGUCAACUUCAGUCGACACUGGCUAGUACACAGAAAGAACUAGAGGUUGCUAAGGAGAAGAUUCACAUGCAAAAUGAGAAGAUAUUGGACCUCAGAGCACAAGUCAGGGAGGAACUCGCCAGAAAUGAGAAAGUAGAAAAGAAUUUAGACACAAUCCCACGUCUGAAAGAUAGGAUAGAAACCCAAGAUGAAGAGAUCAAAACAGUAAAGAAACAGCUGGAGGAGAAGACCUACCAAGUACAAUGGUGCAGGAAGAAUGUCAAAGAAACCAAAGAAAAAACAAAGCAAAAUGACUUUGACUAUGUGGAACACGUGAAGCUUGCGAGAGAAGAUGAGGUCAUUAAAAGUGAGAAUGUGACCCUGAAAGGCCUACUGAGAGGGAAAGAUAUCCUCAUAGUACAAAAGUCACAGGAGCUAGAUCUCGCAAGGUCAAUCUUGACAGAACUUGAAAAUGAUGAGGAUGAAGAUUUUGCUUGGCGGGUACAGGAAGUGAAAGAAAGGCGAUGUCGUCUUCAUCCAACUUUUGGAGACAAUAACAAUGGUAAUGAGGGGACCAUCAAUGGUGAUAACACAUCAAUGAAGGAAGUAAAGGUUCAGCAAUAUAGGAAACCCCAACAAAAGGGUGGUAAAUCUGGCAAGAUAGACAUCAACAACCCACCAUUCGCUCUCUCGAACAGCACUUCAGAAAGUAGCGACAACUGGGAGCAUAAUCACAAACAGCAGACGCACAGACAUGAAUCAAAGUUUCUUGAGGAUGUACUCCUCGAUAACAGUGACAAUGAUGAACAGGAUGCAUUCAUGUAUACCAGAAAUCAAAGCUCCCCAAGAGAGAGCACCGAUUACAAUCAAAAUAAAAGGUCGCCUCGUUCUGGAUCUGAGAUCAAACGUCCUAAAACUGCUUUCGCUAGAACAACCCAAUAUAGAACUGAUAGGGACUUCAGGGAGGACAGAAACUUGGGUAAAUCAUACGAUUCUGAUCGGGAUCAUCGCAGGUCAAAAACAGAGCCAAUAAGACGGCCUCAUUCUGUUAACUCUGAUGUUAAAACUGUAAGCAGUUUAAUGACACUUUAUGAUGAAGACACGUUAAAAUCUCAGUUUGUUAACAUGGGGGAUAGAGUGUUAAUUAAGCUCCCCCAGGCCAAGAGCAAGCAGCAGGGUAAGGGAAAGGGGUCCCAGGGUUGUGAAAUGCCCCAGGUGGCAGGGGGCAUAGUGAAAUAUGUGGGAGAGAUGGAUGACAACACAAACAGUCACAGAAUCAGAGUUGGGGUCAAGAUGGAUGAUACUGUUGGUGACACGGAUGGAAUGUUCAAAGGAAAACGUUACUUCUUUGUGCCAAAGGAUCAUGGGAGAAUUGUGAAGAUCUCCAAUGUCAUAUCAGUGUUGGACACCAAGACUGCCAAAUACAAACCCAUGAAGCAAUGUGUGAAGGAACUUCUCUCCGACGCAAUAACUGAUGUACAACCAGCUCAUGAGGACUAACACAAAGAACAUCAGACUUAAUUCACAAAUCAAAAACGUCAAUACAUAUAACUAUUACAGGGGACUGAAUACAGUCUAUCAAGGAAGUCAAGAAAUUGAUUAUGAAGUUUUGAACUAACCAUGCCAAGUCCUAUAGCUUAUUGGAGAACUUUUAUAUCUGAAUAUGAAGUCUGGAACUUCAAAAUAUUAUUUAAGAACUUGUAAAACUAAAAAUAGAAUAUGAAGUUUAGAAGUUAGAAUAUGUAUUGAUUAUGAACUUGUAUUUUAA